UAUCUUAGUUUUCAUCUUUAUCAAAAGGCGCAUGUUAAAUAAUUACUAUAUAUGUUACCUCCAUAAUUCUCACGGACGCUUAUUCAACGCUUCGUUGAAAUAUCGUCUAUAAAGAUGCUUGUGACAACGGUUAUAUUCGUUUGCGUCUCUCUGACGUCAGCAGCAGAUUCAGCGUCACAGUUACGCUUCCUGAUCAAUGAGGAAACGACGUUACGUGAGACUUUAACGACGCGGGUUCAUGCUCUACGUCAGCGAAUGGAGGCUUUGGCGUCCACUAUAGUGCCGUGUUCGUGUACGACGCCCCCGCCGCCGCCUCCCGUCUUUCAGGUGGCGUACACGGGAACACUUCCUGCCACGGUGUCGGGUCUCACCACAAGCUCGGGUUUUAACUUCACAUCUGAUCUCAUAAACGUUGGGGCUCCGUUUACGUUCAACGACGGCCAUUUUCAAGCGCCAGUGUCCGGCAUCUACGGUCUGUCCUUGACCGCCUACGUCAGCAGCCCGUACUGGGUGUCGAUGCAAUUGAAGCGCAACAACGGUCCGGUUCUCUUGGUCAAGACCGGACAUUACACCAGUCGUCAGUUGUCCAUGGGAACCAACUUUGUUUUAGUCAACAUGACCCGGGGGGACGAGGUGUGGCCUGCCUACGAGACGGGGUCCACAUAUCUCUGGGCAGAAGGGAUCUCUACCGUCUCUGGAUUCCUCUUAUAUCAGUUGUGAAAACAAUAAAAUGGAAUCCGUAAUAACUUGUUGAUGUAUGUGAUUAUAGGAACUUUAAAAUACCUUACUUAUACAAGAAGAUUCUUCAUGAAUAUACAAUGUAGAUAAUGAUCGUAAAUCUUGCCGAUCAUAACUAACGGUUCAGAACGUGGCUUUUAGUCAACUAGCCGUGGAAAUAUAGUCUACACUCAGUACGGAAAUGAGACAAAUAGCAAUUUUCUAAUGGAAAAAUGGAUUUUAUAAUUUGUUUCUUUCCAAAAUGCAUUCAGGUUCAUUCCUGUCUAUUCCUCCGUCUUCAUUACUUCAACUCUGUUGCUUACGUAGACAAUUUAUCUUGUAAUGUUUUAAGCGAAUAAAAAAAUUAAUAAAAAAAGAA
This is a messenger RNA of Dreissena polymorpha, 1096 nucleotides long. RefSeq names its product complement C1q tumor necrosis factor-related protein 3-like. Gene Ontology annotation, molecular function: protein binding. The transcript is spliced from 2 exons. The record is from RefSeq and is a predicted model, not a curated record. NCBI's taxonomy places the organism in Eukaryota, Metazoa, Mollusca, Bivalvia, Myida, Dreissenidae. Bases 115 to 720 code for a protein of 201 amino acids.